ACAGAAGCAAUCACUUGGUAGCACUAGUAACCAAGCAAUUUGAUAAUAAGAUACCUAAUACUUAGAAUCUAUUCAGAACAUUGUUAGUACCUCCUUGUCCAUCUCGAAGGAGGGGGAUUCCACAUCUACUAUGAAGGGGGAUCAAGAAGUACAAGUCAUUGUUCAGCAGGGAAAAGAACCAAUUCCAACAGAUCAAGACGAAAGAAGUUCGGUCAGUGGCAGCCAAACAAAACUAUCUCACUCUAAUACAUACAAACGGUGGCUCCGGGUUGCUAUCUAUACAUUCUUUGUCAUUUCAGGCCAAUCAGUUGCUACAAUUCUGGGCAGACUAUACUAUGAAAAUGGAGGAAACAGCAAAUGGCUAGCAACGGUAGUUCAGCUUGUAGGCUUUCCUAUUCUACUUCCAUAUCAUCUCUUGUCAGUCAAAACACAUACAACAACUCAGAGAGAUGGCAAAUUAACCUCACUUAGGAACCGUGCAUUAGUUUACAUAGUGCUUGGACUUCUUGUAGGAGCAGCUUGCUACCUAUAUUCCAUUGGACUGCUUUACCUACCUGUUUCUACCCUUUCCCUGAUCUGUGCAUCACAGUUAGCCUUCACCGCUUUCUUCUCUUAUUUACUCAACUCACAAAAACUUACUCCUAUCAUUUUGAAUUCUCUUUUCCUCCUCACUAUAUCUUCCACCCUCCUUGCAUUUAAUAACGAGGAAUCAGAUUCCAAAAAAGUUACAAAAGGAGAGUAUGUCAAAGGUUUCGUAUGCACCGUUGGUGCAUCUGCUGGGUUUGGUCUACUCUUAUCCCUACAACAGCUAGCCUUUCGUAAAGUUUUAAAGAAGCAAACUUUCUCAGAAGUUAUAAAUAUGAUAAUCUACAUGAGUCUAGUGGCCAGUUGUGUUAGCGUGGUGGGGCUUUUUGCUAGUAGCGAGUGGAAAACUUUGAGCAGUGAAAUGGAAAACUACAAACUUGGGAAGGUAUCCUAUGUCAUGAACCUAGUGUGGACAGCUGUUACCUGGCAGGUAUUCUCCAUCGGUUGCACAGGACUGAUCUUCGAGCUUUCCUCCCUAUUCUCAAAUGCAAUAAGCGCUUUGGGACUCCCCGUGGUUCCUAUCCUGGCUGUCAUCAUUUUCCAUGACAAAAUGAACGGCUUAAAGGUGAUUUCUAUGAUUCUAGCUAUUUGGGGUUUCGUAUCCUAUGUCUACCAACAAUAUCUUGAUGAAACAAACUUGAAGAAAAGUAAUGAAAUACCAACAACAGAAUCCCCUGACCGACCAGAAGCAGAAGGGUCAAGUGAGCAAUCAAAAUAAGCUGUUACUUCAAAGAUUGUGGCACACACAGUUUACAGACUAAAGCGAGCUGAUCAAGUAAACUUACUUUUCUUUAUUGGUAUGAAGGCAGCCUACAAUGAAAAAUAAACAUAAUAGAUUUGUGAUGCGACUCAAGUGAAGUCACAGCCUGAAAAUGUGUGCAUCAUUGUAACAUGAAGUAUAUUUUAUUUAAAUAUAUGUUGUGCACGAUUCUGGUUUAGUUUGGAAUAAGAUGACCAAAAUCACAUUAUAA
Arabidopsis thaliana (thale cress) is the source of this 1556-nucleotide messenger RNA. Its product is annotated as Drug/metabolite transporter superfamily protein. The transcript has 2 exons. Gene Ontology annotation, cellular component: membrane. The record is from RefSeq and is marked reviewed. The coding region runs from base 131 to 1303 and encodes 390 amino acids. Gene Ontology annotation, molecular function: purine nucleoside transmembrane transporter activity; purine nucleobase transmembrane transporter activity. Gene Ontology annotation, biological process: purine nucleoside transmembrane transport; transmembrane transport; purine nucleobase transmembrane transport. NCBI's taxonomy places the organism in Eukaryota, Viridiplantae, Streptophyta, Magnoliopsida, Brassicales, Brassicaceae.